This is a messenger RNA of Prunus armeniaca (apricot), 1503 nucleotides long. Lineage: Eukaryota; Viridiplantae; Streptophyta; Magnoliopsida; Rosales; Rosaceae. The record is from the annotation of a GenBank genome assembly.
AUGGCGUCCGAUCCUGAGCAGCCCCGGCUUUCUUCUCUCCAAAAGGGGGGUUCUUCAGGUGAGCUUGGCGAUGCACAGGAGCCUCUUCUUAAUGGGGUUCACAAUUCAGAAAACUAUUCUGUUCUUGCCGCGAUACUACCGUUUCUAUUCCCAGCUCUUGGAGGACUACUUUACGGUUAUGAUAUCGGUGCCACCAGUUGUGCCACAAUCUCCGUAGAGUCACCCACAUCAAGUGGAAUAUCAUGGUACAACUUGUCGUCUGUGGAAAUUGGUCUCAUAACUAGUGGCUCAUUAUAUGGUGCCUUGAUUGGAUCUGUGCUGGCCUUUAAUGUUGCCGACUUUUUAGGAAGAAGGAGGGAGUUGAUUUUGGCUGCUAUAUUUUAUCUUCUUGGAGCUCUAGUAACCGCAUUAGCACCUGACUUGCCUGUUAUGGUGAUUGGGCGCUUUGUAUUUGGUAUAGGAAUUGGACUGGCAAUGCAUGCUGCUCCGAUGUAUAUUGCUGAGACAGCUCCAAGUGAGAUACGAGGUCGACUGAUAUCUCUUAAAGAGUUCUUUAUAGUACUUGGGAUGGUUGGAGGGUACGGAAUUGGUAGCCUUUUAGUUGACACAGUUGCUGGUUGGCGCUAUAUGUACGCAGCGGCUAUCCCUUUGGCAGUAAUUAUGGGAAUUGGAAUGUGGUGGCUACCAGCAUCACCUAGAUGGAUCCUUCUGCGUGCCAUACAGGGAAGAGGAAAUAUGCAUGAGUUAAAAGAGACUGCAAUCUCUUGCUUGUGCCGGCUUAGGGGUACAUCUAUUGGUGAUUCAGCUCCUGCACAAGUGGAUGAGAUGCUGGCUGAGCUUUCUUAUGUUGGUGAAGAGAAAGAAGCUUCAUUAGGCGAGAUGUUUCAUGGAAAAUGUGCGAAAGCCCUUGUGAUUGGUGCAGGAUUAGUGUUGUUCCAACAGAUUACAGGGCAACCAAGUGUGCUGUAUUAUGCUGCAUCGAUUUUUCAGAGUGCAGGAUUCUCUGAAGCAUCUGAUGCAACACGGGUCUCAAUUUUACUUGGUGUUUUCAAGUUGAUAAUGACUGGAGCCGCUGUUCUUGUUGUUGAUAGACUUGGGAGGAGACCUCUACUACUUGGAGGUGUUUCGGGGAUGGUCAUCUCUUUAUUCCUUUUGGGAUCAUAUUACCUUUUCUUUGAUAAUGCCCCAGUUACCGCUGUAGUUGCACUGCUGUUGUAUGUUGGGUGUUAUCAGUUAUCGUUUGGUCCCAUUGGUUGGCUAAUGAUAUCAGAAAUUUUCCCCUUACGAUUAAGAGGGCGAGGACUCAGUAUAGCAGUGCUUGUGAAUUUUGCUGCAAAUGCGCUGGUGACAUUUGCAUUUUCCCCUCUCAAGGUAUUGCUGGGAGCUGGAAUUUUGUUUUAUGUAUUUGGAGCAAUAGCUGUGGCAUCUCUUGUGUUCAUUUUCUUCAUUGUCCCAGAGACAAAGGGGCUUACACUUGAGGAAAUUGAGGCCAAGUGCCUUUAG